AUGGGUAUGCCUGACAUCCUGUCAGAACAUAUAUGCUUGGUCUGCUGUAAGAAUGCUGCAAGGAUAAUCGCAACUUUGAUAGUUUCGGGCUCUGGCAUCUUGAUCAGAGCAUUUGCUCAAGCAUACCGUCAAGCACUUGUUAAUGCAUCAAAGAAUGGUGUGGCCGAAGAGACACUGAAAAAUGUGGCUCGUAAGGGAAGCAAAGUUAUGACAGCGCAAGAAGCUAGACAAAUUCUUGGUGUCAGUGAGCAUUCGACUUGGGAGGAAAUUGCGCAGAAAUAUGACAAACUGUUUGAGAGUAAUGCUAAGAAUGGGAGCUUUUAUCUGCAAUCCAAAGUUCAUAGGGCCAAGGAAUGUUUGGAGGAUCUCCACAAAGUAAAAAAUGAGGGCGCUCCAAAUCAAACUGGAUACGUGUCGUUGGCCAAUUGGAUGAGCUGCUUUAUGCUCUUUGCGGCUUCUCUUUCCGUUUCCCGUAUUUCUGGGUUGCCGGUGAUUGCCCAAAUAUUUGCUCAGCCAGUGAGGGAGAGGAAAUCGAUGCUUUGCGCUUUCAAUCGAAGACAUAACAAAGCUUUCAUUGUGUUCUUAUUCAACUCGAAAGUGGUUGCUUCUUCAAAUGGAGUAGUGAGUGACGUUUUGAAAACUCACUUGUUGAAGUAUGGAAAGCAAUGGGACUUGAAAACAGCUUACAAGAUCAUAGGAAAGACACCUCUGGAGGCUGCAGCCGCUGUUAUAGAAGAUUAUGAGCUUCCUCUAUCUCCAGAUGAGUUUCUCUCGGAAACUAACCCAAUAUUUUCUACGCAGUGGUGCAAUAUUAAACCUCAACCUGGUGCAAAUAGGUUGAUUAGUCACUUAAGGGGGCAUGGUGUGCCAAUGGCAUUAGCUUCUAAUUCUCCGAGGGAAAAUGUAGAACUUAAAAUUUCCUAUCACCCAGGAUGGAAGGAAGCCUUUUCUGUGAUUGUUUGUGGUGAUGAAGUUAAAAAUGGAAAGCCAUCUCCUGAAAUAUUUCUUGAAGCAGCUAAAAGACUAAAUAUUGACCCGUCCAGCUGCCUUGUUAUUGAAGAUUCGAUACCCGGGGUUACAGCCGGUAAGGCGGCUGGAAUGGAGGUUGUUGCCGUACCAUCAGUACCUAAACAAUCCGAUAAUUUUGCCAUGGCAGAUGAGGUGAUCAAUUCUCUUCUAGAUCUUCAACCAGAAAAGUGGGGCCUUCCUCCUUUUCAAGAUUGGAUUGAAGGCACUUUACCAAUAGAACCAUGGCAUAUAGGAGGCCCUGUCGUGAAAGGAUUCGGACGUGGGUCAAAGGUGUUAGGGAUUCCUACAGCAAAUCUAUCUAUUGAGGGCUACUCAGAUCUUCUAUCGGAGUACCCUUCUGGUGUGUAUUUUGGGUGGGCUGGAUUAUCGGGGCGAGGAGUUUUCAAGAUGGUCAUGAGCAUAGGAUGGAAUCCAUACUUCAACAAUACCGAGAAAACCAUAGAACCAUGGCUGCUCCAUGAGUUUAAAGAGGAUUUUUAUGGUGAAGAACUGCAUCUCGUAAUUGUUGGCUACAUUCGACCGGAGACCAAUUUUCCAUCUCUUGAAAGUCUGAUAGCGAAAAUUUACGAGGACAGAGGGAUUGCGGAGAGAGCUCUUGAUCUUCCCCAGUACUCAGAAUACAAGAGUGAUCCGUACUUGCUGGGCCUCAACUCUCAGGAGAGUAAAGAUUCUCUCAAAAAUCGAAUUUGA
Messenger RNA from Oldenlandia corymbosa var. corymbosa, 1719 nucleotides. The record is from the annotation of a GenBank genome assembly. NCBI's taxonomy places the organism in Eukaryota, Viridiplantae, Streptophyta, Magnoliopsida, Gentianales, Rubiaceae.